Molecule: messenger RNA, 1491 nt
Organism: Acanthosepion pharaonis
Lineage: Eukaryota; Metazoa; Mollusca; Cephalopoda; Sepiida; Sepiidae
Source: the annotation of a GenBank genome assembly
AUGUUGGUUUUAUUUGACACAGCUUCAGGAUAUGCGAUUUUUAAGCUUUUAGAUGAAAGCAAAUUAUCACAAUCAGACGAUUUAUUUAAAGACUUUGAAAGUCCUGACACCGCCAGUAAGAUUAUUCAACUCAAAUAUUUUCAGAAAUUUGAAGACACAACAAAAGGCCUUGCUGCUGCCACUGCUGCUGUGGAAAGCAAACUAAGCAAAAAUUUGAAAAAGUUCCUCAAGAAAACAGUUUUGAAAGAUGCCACUGAAGAAUUGGCAAUUGCUGAUGCAAAACUGGGCAGCAUUAUUAAGGAAAAGUUGAACUUGCCUUGUGUAAGCAGUCCCAAUGUCACAGAGCUGAUGAGAUGUAUUCGAAUGCAGGUUAACAACCUUUUAACUGGCAUCUCUGACAAGGAGGUAGCAGCCAUGAAUAUUGGUUUGGCUCACAGCUUAUCACGAUACAAACUGAAAUUCACACCUGAUAAAGUAGACACAAUGAUUGUACAGGCAAUUUCUUUGUUGGAUGAUUUGGAUAAAGAAUUAAACAAUUAUGUGAUGCGUGCAAAAGAAUGGUAUGGUUGGCAUUUUCCAGAACUUUCCAAAAUCAUUACAGAUAGCAUUGCUUUUGCAAAGGCAGUCAAUCUCAUGGGGGAUCGGACCAAUGCUGUAAAUUUAGACUUCUCUGACAUUCUCCCAGAAGAAGUAGAAGAGGAACUGAAAACUACGGCUGAAAUUUCCAUGGGAACUGAAAUUGCAGAAGAGGAUAUAAUGAAUAUAAAAAGUUUAUGUAAUCAGAUUAUUGAAAUUUCUGAUUACCGAUCAACAUUAUUUGACUACUUAAAGAACAGAAUGGUGGCCAUUGCUCCAAAUCUCACAGUUCUUGUUGGAGAAUUGGUUGGUGCCAGGCUUAUUGCUCAUAGUGGUUCCCUGUUGAAUUUAGCCAAACAUCCAUCUUCGACCAUCCAAAUUCUGGGGGCUGAAAAGGCUUUGUUCCGUGCCCUCAAGACCAAACAUGAUACGCCCAAAUAUGGUUUGAUCUACCAUGCCUCAUUGGUUGGACAAAGCAAUGCCAAAUUGAAAGGAAAGAUUUCCCGAACAUUAGCAGCAAAGGCUUCACUGGCUAUUCGUUAUGAUGCCCUUGGGGAAGGAGAUGAUGCUGAAUUAGGCUUGGAGCAUAAAGCCAAACUAGAGCGGAGAUUGAAAGCCAUGGAGGAAGGAAGUCAUCGUCGAGUGAGUGGAGCAGCCAAAUUAAAGAAGUGGGACAAAUAUGAAAAUAAAAGCUUUGUUCAAAAAUAUGAAGAGAAGCAGGAUUCAACAUUAAGCAAAAAGAGGAAAAAAGAAGAGGACGAAGAUGAAGAGGAAGAAGAAGAAAAACCAAAAAAGAAAAAACGGAAAGAAGCAGUUGAAGUGAAAGUAGAACCAAAGGAGGAAGAGGAACAAAUUGAAGAAACAGAAAAUCUUUUUUUCUCUCUCUCUCUCUUCAGAAUCUCUUUGAAGAAUUGA